Messenger RNA from Rotaria sordida, 465 nucleotides. NCBI's taxonomy places the organism in Eukaryota, Metazoa, Rotifera, Eurotatoria, Philodinida, Philodinidae. The record is from the annotation of a GenBank genome assembly.
AUGUAUGCAUAUGAAUUUGAUUGGUGUUUUUAUCCGUGUUAUUAUAAUGAUGGCAAUCUUGCUUUGUAUGAUACAAUAGUUAAUUCAAUAUUACCAACACCAAUUAUUACUAUAUUUAGUAUUGCAUUAAUUAUUCGUGUCAUUAAACAAAAACAAACUGUUCAUAGAAAUUUUGACUGGCGUAGACAUCGGAAAAUGGUUAUACAACUUUUAUCAAUAACAGCAUUAUUUCUUUUUUUUAAUUUUCCUAUGACAACUCUUGUUUUAGCUAAUGCAUGUGGUUUACCAAAUGGUGCAACUGGACAAUUUGAAUUUUAUACUUAUUAUUUAUAUCAUUUUGUUUCACUUUUAAUACCAUUUGUUUGUCUUGGUGCAUUAUCCGAAGUUAGAAAGAAAAUCAAACAAAUGAUUAUAUUUCAAACAAUGAUCAAUGUAAUUACACCAGGAAAUGUUUUGUUUCGCUAA